Brassica napus (rape) is the source of this 1690-nucleotide messenger RNA. RefSeq lists its product as uncharacterized. The transcript has a single exon. Bases 942 to 1505 code for a protein of 187 amino acids. The record is from RefSeq and is a predicted model, not a curated record. NCBI's taxonomy places the organism in Eukaryota, Viridiplantae, Streptophyta, Magnoliopsida, Brassicales, Brassicaceae.
AGAGAGAGAGAGAGUAUCAUCAUCUUACAAAGUGAACUAAAACAACAGAGGAAAUUCGUGAGGAACUUACAGAAUAAGUCGCCUUAGUGUGUGGUAUAUGCAUGCCAUGCAAGCUAUGAUAACAUUUUCGUAUGUUGACAGUUAUUAUAUACAUUCCAGCUUUUAUAAUAUUUUCUUUAUGUUGCAGAUAAUUGAGAAGCUUGUAGAUGUGGUUUGCUAUAUACGUCAAAUUGUAGAAGUUUUUGGCAACAAUCGUAAUAUGAUUAUUUGUACUUUUGGCCUUCUACUUCUGGAAAAUCAAAACUCAACUAUCAUAUGGACUAAAGAGUCUAAACAAACAAUAGGUCUCAAAGAAAGUGAACGGAGGCAGGGAAGAGAACGAUUAGGUGAAGCUGGUCUUUCAUUAAGAUUGAUAGUGUGUCACUUGUAAAGCUUCUCUUCCACUCUUGUUUUGAUAUUAAGAUGGGAUUUAUAUGCUCUGGUUGAAACUGAUCUUUGAAGUCGCACCUAGCUCUCUCCCCCGACUUCACCUAUAAAAACAAACUCUCCAAAGCAUAAGGUUUGGUCCUAAUCUAAGCAAGAGCCAAGAGUUCAUCGGCUUGAAGAAGAACAAGAAAGGAAUCAAGAUCUGAGCACUGAGCAGAAGUACAGGAAACUCUCCAAAGGUUGAUCUUUAAGGUGAGAACUCUUCAAGUGAUGAUACAAAUCUUCUGUAUUUACACAUUCUUUCAUUGUUGUAUGUAACACAACAUAAGGAUAUAAUAUAACACUAAUGUAUUCGUUGAAACAAAACAAAGAAACACAUUAUGGUUGGUUUAGUUGGAUUUAUGUUUCAGGUCAACUGUUUUCUUUUGUUUCCAUCAACUCCUCAGACAACCUUAAAGUAGCUAACAACUCCAUGUUGGCUUGUCUAUAAGAUUGGAUGCAUAGUAAACCGGAAAAUGGACACAAAAAUAAACAUGACAUUCACCAAAAUCCAAAAUAGGAUGAUCACUAUCAUUCUUCUAUGCCUUCUUGUUUCAUCAUCUUCAGAGGCUGCUCCACAAACCCAACUAGCCAUACCAUUAGAACCAACAGGAGAAGUCAUCAGUUCGCCAAAAAAACCACUAGGUCUUCCUGUUGAGAACCAGAACCAGCCAAUUCUUGGUCAACCAUCUUCUACAUCUUCUGUAAACCAGCCUUUAACCGGAUCAAAUCAACCAUCAACCGGAUUUAAUCAGCCAUCAUCAACUGAACUCAACCAACCGAUUCUUGGUCAGCCAUCUUCUUCUUCUGUAAACCAACCUUUAACCGGGUUUAAUCAACCAUCAUCAACUGGAUUCAACCAACCAUCCUCUAAUUCUGCUCUCAGUCGGCCAUUUGCUAGUCGAACAAACCAAAACAGUCUCUCUGGAAACAAUGUUCCAUUUAUUAAUGGAAACUCGAAGCUGGAUGUCUCCACUACAAAGAUUGUCUUUAUCUGCAUUGCUUUUCUCGUAGCUUUACACGGUACAGGCAUAAACUGAACUGAACGUAUACAUCAUAUGGCGCUUCUGUAUACGUUGGUUUUUCACUAUUAUAUUUGUUCUACAACUUGUCUUUUUCCGUCUUGGAUUCUAGUUGAAGAGUGUGUAACUUGUUACAUGUACAUUACGGGAGUGUAUUUACAUUUUCUUUUUCUUGUUAUUGGAUUAGUAUUCGAUUUUGUGUC